Molecule: messenger RNA, 2985 nt
Organism: Apiotrichum porosum
Lineage: Eukaryota; Fungi; Basidiomycota; Tremellomycetes; Trichosporonales; Trichosporonaceae
Exons: 3
Coding region: 1-2985 (994 amino acids)
Biological process (GO): regulation of transcription by RNA polymerase II
Cellular component (GO): nucleus
Source: RefSeq, a predicted model, not a curated record
AUGCCUCCGAUCAAGCUAAAGCUCAACCUCGCCGCCGCCAACGCAGCUGCUGCAGCGGCCUCUCCCGCAGCAGGCUCCAGCAAGCAUCGCGCAGGCAGCGAGGUCCGUACGUCGGGGGCGAACAGCCAUGGCUAUGGGUCACGGUUGGGCUCCGUCAGCCGUGACGAGGACGACUACGCAAGCGGCCCAGCAGCUUCCCCGGCCGCGAUCCGUCUCACUUUGCCAGCUGUUGCUGCAUCUGCCAAACCUCUCUCCAAUACAUCCUCUGCGGCAUCGUCCAGCGUCCCAACACCUAGUGGUAGUCCGUUCUCCACUCCAGGCCCCAGCGGCGAUGCCAAUCCACCAAAACGCAAGCGCGGACGCCCUCCAAAGGCUCGUCCGUCUGCCAUUCCUGCACACGUCGUCGCCACUCCGCGCUCCGCUCGCUCGCCGCCAACGGGCUGGACCACACCGGGCUCUGACGUCGAUGUUAAGCUUGAGCAUCAAGACUAUGACAUGGACCCGUUGUCCUUGCCUCUGAGUCCAUCGGCGGCGGCGACACCCUGGGGCAGCGCAGUGACCACUCCUGGGUACCGUGAAGGAAGCGCAGAUACGCCCCGCCAAGCAAAGUGGAAACGUAUCAAGCGGCCAUUCAAGGACCUUGCAAGCAAAGUGCUCCAGGAAAUGCGUCGCAAGGAUGAGUAUGGAUUCUUCCUCGAGCCUGUCGACACCAGCGAGUACCCCGACUACCUGGAGCGAAUUGGCGGCGCAGACAAGAUGAUGGAUCUGGGAACGAUGCAGAGCAAGGUUGACGAAGGAGAAUACCGCAACAUUGACGAGCUUGAGGUCGACUUCCGGAUGCUGGUCACUGCCGCGCUCGCGUUCAACCUCCCCGGCACUGCACCUGUACGCGAGGCCAACAAGCUCUUCAACCACGGUAUCAAGCAUAUCAACCGCGCUCGCCCACUCGUUCUCACGCCGUCCCCAUCUCCUUCACCCAACAAGUACAAUUCCGCGCUCCCAGACUCUGAGCGAGGCACGCCGAAUCCAGGUGGCAAGCAAAAGGAACUCCCACCGUCCAAGACCAUCCCCGUCGACAUGCUCGCCUUUCCUCCCAAUUCGUUACAAGCCGCUGCUGUCGCUUGGAACCUCACGGGAGGAAGGCGCGUGCGUGCCAAGCGCUUUGUACGUGGGCGUGAGAAAUUCAUUGGCAAAUGGCGGGACUGGGCCCCCGACGGCAGUCGCGACAUCGCCGAGAUGGACGACCCCGCCGACAUUCUCGAAGGGUGGGCAACCAAGCCUGGAACACGCUGGCGUGACGUAGUCGACUGGCCCAGCAUUCACGAGGAGGCAGGCGCGUGGUGGGAGUGGGAAGGCAUCGGCGGCGCCACCGGCCAGCCUCCAUUGCCCAACUCGGAACGUGUCAAGCGGCCGCCCUUGCGCACGCGCGAGUUGACCUGGGACGACUUUGGACGCUAUGCCGACACUGAACCCGAGUUCCAGAAGCAGCUGGCAGCAGCCAAGGAGGAGCAACAGCAGCAACCCGACUCGUCAACCGGCGUCGACCCGAUGGAGCCCAUUAUGGACGAGCUACGUCCAGAUGCACAGCGCCCUCUGGUCAUUCCACCUGGCUGGCCCGCACAGACGUUUGCAAAUGUCUACGACGGCCCUUCGGCUGGCGAAUAUGUUCGCAACAUGGCGUUUGGUGAUGCCCGCGGCGAGGCAUACAAUGCCAGCGUGCAGCAGUUCCUCUCUGGCGCAAUGGAGGGCGCCGCCAAGCGCAGGCAGGAGGGCGCCAGCCCACGCGACGACGAGAGCCAACAGAAGGCCACUCAAGCUGUGGGCGAGUACGUUACACGUAAAUGGCACAACGGUGUACUCUCGUCCCGCGUGGGCGACAUUGCUCGGCAGACUGUCAACCUUCUGUCAUCCGUCGCUGCCGGCCCGGCCGUUUCCGAAAAUGUCAACGCCGAGCAUCGUCUCGACGUCACAGGCCAACCUCUACCCAGACUCUCAGGUCCUGAGCUCUUCGCAAAGGCCCAAAAUGAUUAUGCGUACCUCUCCAUGCGCGCACUCUCGUCCCCGCUCAACCCGCUCAACCUCCAGCCCCUCCUCCGCGAACCGUCCGAUUUCAUGUACCAGGGCGUGGGGGGCAAACAGGGCGUUGUUGAGGCUCUGGCUUGGGUCGGCGGUGAGAUUGAGCGGCUGGCAAGUGUGCAGAAGGAGGCAAGGGAGCAAGCCACUAGGUCCAACGCGCCCAAGGUUGAGAUCAAGCCUGAAGUUAAGGCUGAGGCUGAGGUUAAUGGCGGAACGCACAUCGAUGGCGAUGAUACCAAAGUUGAUGCCUCCGUCGAUACGGUCCAGCCGGAACGUGGCACCAAGCGCCGGUUCAGCAAUCCCGACGAGCCUGAGGCGAAACGUCACAAAACCGACACACCGGACAUGUCGUCCCCCGACGAGGCGGCACUCUCGACAGCUGGCGCUGCCCUAGAGGCAGGUGUCACUGCACCUUCCUCGAAUGGUGCUGCCGCGCCACAGCCUGCGUCCGCAGAGGCCACGCCGACCGUCAACGGUGACGUCAAGAUGGAAAAUGAGCCUCCGCUCGCGCCCACUGUUGUCCUUGGGGACCCCAUGUCAGUCGAGGACAAGCCCGUCACCGUCGCACCUGCGCCCUCGGUGUCCGCCACAUCGGAUGUUGGCCCGGCUCCAGGGGAUCAUGCACCCCCUGUGACGACUACGCCCAUUGCCGCCUCGGCUACUCCAAUUGUUGGCCCGACGCCGACGGCUAUCCCAGCACAGCCUCCAGUCCCAGUGCCCGCCGCUGGCACGGCCGCAGACGCCAAACCCGCCGUGGACGACGAAGACGGCCUGCGCCAACUGCGCCUCGAACUCGUGGCCUUGUCCAAGUUCUACCCGCUUGCCUCGCUCAAGAAGAUGGACAAGGACGACGCUGCGCGUCUCUUGCCUGCCAAUGUGCGUGCAUUGAUGACUAGGCCUGGUCCUUGA